AUGAAGGUCUCUACAGCAGUUCUAGUCGCAUUCGUCUAUGCUUCUACAUCCUCUGCAUUACCAAUCGCCAAUGGCGGCGUCGCUUCAAUCGAUAAGCGCCAGACAAGCGAGAUCGUGAUUCCUAUAACCCAAGGCACUGCAUUUCACCCCCCAGACGAAAUCUUAUCGGGUGGUAACUCGCCCGGUAUCAUAAAGCCUGAUGAAGUCCAAGUCGCCCCUCUCGCCGAUUUCCCAGUUCCGACAACUACUUCCCCACCAAUCAUCGUCCCAGUAGCCUCUCCAGUCCCAGAAUUCGGGGUACCAAUGAAUAAUAUGGAACCUUCAAAACCCGGCGGUAUCCCACCCGGUGCUAGAUCACCGCUUGCGUUUAAGCCGGGGAGGAAAGGGACACAAGGACAACAAUUGAAAGAGGAAGUGUUUACGGAUCCUACGGUUCAGUUGAGUGAUGAGAAGAAGAAGUUUUUGGAAAAGGUUCCGGAUACGAUUUGGGAUCAGAUUACUUUACAACCUCCGGGGACUUUUGAACGGCAACUUGAGGAGUUGGUGUUUGAGAGUAAGAUGCCGAAUAUGUUGGUGCCUUUGUUGGCUACUGCGCCUUAA
Molecule: messenger RNA, 600 nt
Organism: Orbilia oligospora ATCC 24927
Lineage: Eukaryota; Fungi; Ascomycota; Orbiliomycetes; Orbiliales; Orbiliaceae
Exons: 1
Coding region: 1-600 (199 amino acids)
Source: RefSeq, a predicted model, not a curated record